Molecule: messenger RNA, 1626 nt
Organism: Brenthis ino (lesser marbled fritillary)
Lineage: Eukaryota; Metazoa; Arthropoda; Insecta; Lepidoptera; Nymphalidae
Source: the annotation of a GenBank genome assembly
AUGACAAUUAUGCGUGGCGUGAAGUCUAUUGUGGCUAUUAGGUAUCUGUUCCAAAUGAAAACUCCCGUUCAGUUAUUUUUUACGACGACACGUUUGGCUCAGUUUGUAGUGACCCUACUUGCUGUGCCAGCGGACGCGGGUUCGAGUCCCGCUGGGGGCAUUCAUUUGCGUGAUGAGCACGAAUUUCGAGCAUGCUUCACGGCGGCCGCUGGGAUGGGCGCUAAUGUAUUCGUGUCUAAAUACCGGUCAGUGCGCACUCUCUUCGGUGAGGACGAGGCGUGCUACAUUAUGGACGCUAAGGUUCAAGGCAACAUCGGCAGAUAUCUUAAUCACUCAUGUUCACCUAAUGUGUUUGUACAAAACGUUUUUGUGGACACCCACGACCCGAGGUUCCCUUGGGUGGCUUUCUUCGCACUAUCCUACAUAAAAUCCGGUACAGAAUUGACCUGGAAUUACAAUUAUGACGUGGGUUCAGUUCCCGGGAAGAUCUUAUACUUUUCUAACGUCUACAGUACAAACAAGAUAAUCUCCAAAAGACACACUCAGAAACAACAAUCAUGGAUAUGGAAAGAUAGGGACGACAAUGGGUCAAAUAAUAACAAUUUCAAUAAUACAACUGAGUGGACUACAGAAAGGCCUUCAACGACAGAAUCAAAUCCCCUGUGUAUAUUCAAAGAUCCUCCCAAACCAAACUUUAGUGCGCCUGGACGAAGGAUUAGUGCAGCAAAAUGCUUAGAAUAUAUUUGGGAAAGAAAAAACAGAGUGGACAAAAAUAUAAAAGUCACAGAUUGUAAUCGUGAUUUGAUAAAGAACCGAGGGUCUAACGGACCUUACUUCGUUGUUGGAGGCAUAGAUACUUUAACUGGAGAAUAUCCGCAUAUGGGUGGAGUAGGAUGGAGAGCUCGAGAAGGAACAUGGAUAUUUAAGUGUGGAUGCUCCCUCAUCAGUUCUAAGUUUACUCUAACAGCUGCCCAUUGUACCAAAUCACCUUUCGAUACUAGGGUACAAAACCCUGUACCAGAAAUCGUGAGACUAGGUGACAAAAAUAUUAUUGAUGUCUUUUCCGAAGGACUACUGCCAGUUGACGUUAAAAUUUUAAGAAUAAUAACCCAUCCUUUCUAUUCUCCGCCGAAGAAAUAUUUUGAUAUUGCACUAAUGGAGAUAGAGGAAAUAAUGAGCUUCACAAGUAACGUUCAACCGGCGUGUCUCUGGGGUCAGUUUGAUACAUCAAAACUUGGUACUUCAGCAACGUUAACUGGUUGGGGAGUUGUGGAAACAGCUACAAAGAUAACAUCUCCAAAACUUCAGGCAGCUGUAGUAGAUGUUAUAGAUUUAGAGCAAUGUGACGCCUUGCUCCGGCCAAGUUGCAACAGACAUUGGUGUGGAGUACAGGAGCACCAGAUAUGUGGUGGAAAACUGUCUGGGGGUGUAGAUGCGUGUCAGGGUGACUCUGGAGGUCCUCUACAAGUAAAAAUUCCUCUCCCAGAAUCAAGUGAAGGUUCCAUGCAUUUUCUAAUAGGAGUGACGUCAUUUGGUAUAGGCUGUGCAUUACCAGACCUCCCCGGGGUCUACACCAGGGUCUCCAGUUUCAUAGACUGGAUUGAAAGCAUUGUUUGGCCGGAGAAC